Messenger RNA from Peronospora matthiolae, 159 nucleotides. Lineage: Eukaryota; Oomycota; Peronosporomycetes; Peronosporales; Peronosporaceae. The record is from the annotation of a GenBank genome assembly.
AUGGUUGUCGGUGAAUUUAACGUGCUCUCGGACGUGACGAACGAAGGCGUGACGGUGAUCGUCUACACGGCACCUGAACAGAGCGCACGUGGCUCGUUCGCGCUGGACGUCGCCGUCAAGUCCUUGUCGUUCUUUACCGAGAGCUUUAAUAUCCCGUAA